UUGCUCCUCAGCCAAUGUGUGUGAAGACUCCUGCACUUUUCUGAGCCAACCUUCUCAAGCCAGCUUGCACUGCAUCAUGAUACAGAGGGUUACUCUGACUUUGCUUCUCUGGGGUAGUUGUGGUUGGCUCAUCUCAAACUGUGAAGGCCAAGAAUUAUUUCCACCAAGUACCAUUGCAAACUGUUCCUGUAAGCUUGGCCAUGGGAAGUGUGCUGAAGAUGGCGACUGCAGAUGUGACCCAGGUUGGGGAGGACCCUUUUGUGAGGACUGUGUGCGAAUGCCCGGCUGUGUCCAUGGCUCCUGUCAUCAGCCAUGGCAGUGCACUUGUUUGGAUGGCUGGACAGGCCGCUUCUGUAACAAAGAUGUUCAAGUGUGUGAAAAUGAAAAGCCAUGUCAAAACGGGGCCACCUGUUUUCUAAAUGAUGCAGGAGAGUACAACUGUUUGUGUCCUGAAGGCUUCCAUGGAAAAAACUGUGAGUUAAAGACUGGGCCAUGCCAUAAAAUCAAGUCCCCCUGUAAGAAUGGUGGCUUAUGUGAGGAUCGAGGUGGCUUUGCACCAGAGCUCUCUUGUCGAUGCCUAGUCGGCUUCACAGGACCUCGCUGUGAGACCAACAUGGACGACUGCCUGAUGCGUCCCUGUGCAAAUGGUGCCACUUGUGUGGAUGGCGUGAACCGCUUUUCGUGUCUAUGCCCCGCUGGGUUCACAGGCCGCUUCUGCACUGUCAACCUGGAUGACUGUGCCAGUCGGCCAUGCCUCAAUGGAGGCCGCUGUAUAGACCGCGUCACCAACUUUCACUGCCUGUGUCCUGCUGGAUACACAGGUCGAACUUGUGAGGUUCCAUUGGGGCAAAAGGGGCUCCAAACCCAAGCACCACACAGGGACUCCUUUGGCUGGGGAGGAGGAGGGUUUCCAGAACUCUCCAAAUUACCCAGUUUUACUCCAAAUAAGCCGCACACCUUCACCACAGGAAACUACUCCCACGGUGUUACAACUAGUGGGGAUAAGGGCCAUCUUCUGAAAAUCUCUGUAAAGGAGGUAGUGACUCAGAGUGCAACAGCAGGACUCCCGGAGGAACAUUUUAUAAUCCUGCUGGUAUUAGGAGGCCUGACUCUGGCUGUGGUGGCACUUACAGCAGGCCUGGUGCUACGAGGGCACUGGCAGAAUAUCUGUGCCUGCAGUCAUUGUAGAGCACCGACCUCUAAACAACAUUCAUUCCAGCGAUGUCGCAUGCAGCAGCGCCACUUAGCUGCCACUCAGCAGGACUGCAAGAUCAGCUUCCUGCACUCAUCUGCGCCCCCUGAGCUGGAGAAAAAGAGACUAAAUACAGAGGUUAUAUGAAGCUACGGGGGAAAAGACUGCUUGACUGCUCAUAGUAAAGAUGGGUCAUGUUUAAUGAAAAAGGGUCCCAUUUCUGUUUAUGACCUUAAAUGACCCGCUCACACCAGCUGUCGUUCAAGAAGAGAAGGAGCCGACUGAAGUGCAGGUAAACUGAAAGGAUAAGAAAGUCUUGAAGAGAACGUCAGUGAAAAGCACUCCUGAGAAAAAAAGAGCACUUGACUAAUCAUCGUGGACUGAAUGAUGCCAUGAUGGCGCAUACAGCACUGAAGAAGCAUUAAGGCAAAAAAAAAAAAAGUGUAGAAAGGACCAUAGGAAUGUCCUUUACAACGCAAUGAAGAAAAGUACUAUACUAUUCCUGUUUUAUACAAAAAAGACUUUUUUUUUUCUAUCCUACGAAAACAAGAUGUUGCUCUUAAAUCUAAAGGUGUUUUCACACUUGGUCCAGUUCAGUGCCCCGACUGAUCUCAGAUCGAUGACUCGCCGUUUUCUGGUCAUGCGUGAACACAACAGAUGAACUCGGACUUCUCUAAAAUGACCCACUGACGAACUGUUCUCAGACCGGUUCAUUUAUGGUUCAUUUUGUGGUCCACUUGAUUUGUGAAAACAAAGUGGUCUCAGUCCACUUCACAUUUUGCUUUUGUAUUUGGCUAUUCGGUCGAAUCUGACUCAAAAAUCACAUUUGAUCCAGAGGAAUAGUAAAGUAGUAUACGGAAGCUACUAGUGUAGACGUCUCCCAGUCUUCAAAUGCAGAAGUUGUCUAAUAUAGAGACAACUUGUAAAUGAUAACUGAAUAUUUGUGUUGUUUUAUAUCUGUGAAUGUGAUUUUUGUAUAAAAUUUGGAAGAUUUGUUAUGGGUCCAAGCACACACUACUGGAGCUUUCUUGUUUUGUGAUGGGGAGCUAUCAGGCCUGGAAACGCAAAAAUCAGGCAAGUAAAGGGACCUUGAUCAGUCUCAUCAUGGCCCUAUAGCAGACUUUUUUUUUUUUUAUUUGUUUAUUUUGCCCAAAUAAUCUGACUGGAAGAAAUUUCCAUUUGAUUGGAUUUUAAAUUAAUUUCUAUAAUAUGCAAAACUUAGCACUGCAUCUGUAGAACUCUUGAUAAAAAAAAAAAAGUUGACAUCUCCAAACAAUAUGACCACCACGUGCCAAUUAAUCCUUCCAUGGUGGAGUUUGAUUAGUGCGGAUAACUCAUGAAGACUUUGCUGGAUUCUCGUUAAACUUGAAAGUCUGCAGCAAAUGAUUUGAGAGGAUAUCGCCAAAUAUGAGCUGCAUUUAUUAACCAGGGUGACCUAUAAUUUUCAAUUUAUUGCUUCUUAGAGAUUGCUUGUCGAAGUAAGCUGACCAUUUGUGUGCUACAUCUUUGCUCGUCUAGCUUUUAACAGGCUUAGCAUUGGCCAUGGGUGGCACGGUGUUGCAGUGAUUAGCACGGUCAUCUCACAGCAAGAAGGUUCUGGGUUCGAGCCCAGUGGUGGACGGGGGCCUUUCUGUGUGGAGUUUGCGUGUUCUCCCCGUGUCUGCGUGGGUUUCCUCUGGGUGCUCUGGUUUCCCCCCCCAGUCCAAAGAUGUGCAGUUAGGCUACUCUAAAUUGCCCAUAGGUGUGAAUGUGAGUGUGUGUGUGUGAGAGAGAGAGAAUGUGCAGAAAGGAACUGGCCACCCUACUGCUGCAAUGCUGGCCAAGUCAACCAAAUAUGGUUCGCCUCAAGCCUGGAUCAGGUUCGGCAGUGACUACGACCAUUGGUCAUACUACAAGUAAUGACUUCAUCAGAUUUGGAGUCUGUAUCUCUAGAGUCACCAAAAGGCAAGAGGUUGAGCUAACAUUUCGACUAUUAUUUUUGACCUGUAUUCUUUAAUAUCAUAAUUAAAAAAAAAUCAAAGGAUGACAAGCAGAUUAAGCUGUAUGGAAAAAUAUCAAAUGGAUUUUUGAAAUUCACAAGAUCAAAAUUUGGAGCAAAGACGCCAAAAAUUAAAGGCCAUAUCUAUGCAGUUCUUAUUGUUGUGAUAUAAACCAUGGUAUUAUUUGGCACCGCAGCCUGAGGGUGCCCAGAUUGUUUUGUCAUUUGACCACAGUGUGGUCCUAAAACAUGCACAUCACUGAACAUGACUUUAUGAAGCAUUUGUCUAAACUCAUGCUUUGUUCCUCCUGAAUGCCUGGAACAUAAUGGGUCCAGUGAAUGCAAGUUUUCUUGCCACCUUGUUGAAUUAUCUGUCAUUUUGAAUUUGAACAAAGGUAAAUCUUAUUAUCCAUCCAUCCAUCCAUUAUCUGUAGCCGCUUAUCUUGUUCUACAGGGUCGCAGGCAAGCUGGAGCCUAUCCCAGCUGACUAUGGGCGAGAGGCGGGGUACACCCUGGACAAGUCGCCGAGUUAUUGCAGGGCUAGGUAAUCUUAUUACAAAAUUUCAUGAAGCACAGCUUGAUGAGAUCCAGACUGUGCCAGACAAAGAUAUUUAAAAAAUAAAAUUAAAUUCCGCUUUUGAUGCGAUACCAAAGACAACCACAAUAACAACAAACAGGAAAUCAGGACAUGGUUUCACACCUCUUUUCUUCAAUGACACCAGUAUUUGUGCUUGGCUUGAGAGAACUAAAUUCCUUUUAGCAUUUGGCAGUUAAGCAGUGCUACAGCUAAUGAAGUGAGAUCGUAUCUCAUGAACAAGUUCUUGUAAUUCUUGUACUGACACCAAAUUGUAUAUUUGUCUUUGGCACUAUUCCCACUUCUCACACUACUGCAUGGCGUUUGGCCAAAAAGGAAGCGCGAGUCUGUAUCUCUGUGGCACUUUUGUGUAUUGGUUCUGAACUUGAUACCCAUCAUUAAACAUGUUCCCUGAUGUGCAGAUAGAUCAAUAGGGGGCACUAUGACAACAAAUGCAAUGUUGGAUUUGCUUCGGAAAUAACACUUGGACUCCAUUGACCAUCACUUCCAGUUAUAUAUAUAUUAAUCUUAAUACGUUGCCUGUCAUUGCAACCAUUUCGAUAAAUCACUUUGGAAAAACUUGACAAAACGUGCAGUUCCUUCAUUGAUGUACA
This is a messenger RNA of Neoarius graeffei (lesser salmon catfish), 4358 nucleotides long. It is a transcript of the gene dlk2, whose product is annotated as delta-like 2 homolog (Drosophila). The record is from RefSeq and is a predicted model, not a curated record. Gene Ontology annotation, cellular component: plasma membrane; protein-containing complex. Bases 77 to 1339 code for a protein of 420 amino acids. NCBI's taxonomy places the organism in Eukaryota, Metazoa, Chordata, Actinopteri, Siluriformes, Ariidae. Gene Ontology annotation, molecular function: calcium ion binding. Gene Ontology annotation, biological process: heterophilic cell-cell adhesion; establishment or maintenance of epithelial cell apical/basal polarity. The transcript has 7 exons.